This is a messenger RNA of Rhipicephalus microplus (southern cattle tick), 620 nucleotides long. RefSeq lists its product as uncharacterized. The record is from RefSeq and is a predicted model, not a curated record. Lineage: Eukaryota; Metazoa; Arthropoda; Arachnida; Ixodida; Ixodidae.
UAGAGACUUCGGUGGCUUGCCGCGAGAUGUGGGCGUAAGACACUCUAUAACCGCUUUUUUGACACGCCAUUCUCGUACUUGCCUGGAGACCUGGGAAUGUGUUCGACGAGGCAAAAUUGAACUCACCGGAAGCAUCAGUGUGGCCAGUCUUCUCCGUAGUAUAAAAGGAUAGACAAGAUUAGACGGCUCACUGUCCAAGCAUGAAGUUCCCGGUAGUGUUUGUCGUGGCCUUCGGCUUCAUCUGCCUGACUGUCACCGAUGCUGACGAAGAGACCGCACAAGGGCCCUUAAAGCACAAGCCGUGCGGUAUUCACGAAGAGUUCAAGGAGUGCCAGAGCAGCAGCUGUGGAGAGUGGCGCUGCGGGGAAGUGCGCGGUGCCCUCAGGCCUUGCACGGAAGACUGCCGGAACGACUGCUUCUGUUCUGAGGAGUACAACCGACAUCCGAACGGCACCUGCGUACCGCAAGACCAUUGCCCACCUUCGGCGGUCGAUCAGUCGGAAGAACCUCGUGGUCAAUCUCGGCGAGUCGCACGUCACGACAAACUCUCGAGCGAGUCCUUCUGUAGCGGCGAGACGGCGUCAACCGGAUUCUGCAGAGUUCAUUGCUACACCGAGUAG